GGUCGUGGGUAGAGGCUGUUAGAGCCCCCCCCACGAGGGCCCGGACGCCUGGGUCCUGGUCGUGAGGGGGAAGGGUCCUGUUUCCACUCUGGAAGGAGGGCGGUUCAGAGCUGGGGUCUGGACGCCUGGGUUCUGCUUUCAGUGGAGGGCUAAGAGCGAGGCACCGUAGCCCCUGAAGGAGGGUUCCCGGCCCUAUUGUUGUCUCGCUUUGCAGCCUUGGGCAAGUCGUGUUACUUCCCCUCCCACGGCACUGGCACUGCUGCCUCUUGCUUUCCUUGCCCUUGGGUCUGAGGACUGGUGGUAAAAAUGGCAGAGUGUUCUGGCCUUCAGUUUGUCAGCCCCUAUGCAUUUGAAGCAAUGCAGAAGGUGGAUGUUGUGCGCUUGGCAGCACUAAGUGAUCCAGAGCUAAGGCUUUUAUUGCCUUGCCUGGUGCGAAUGGCUCUUUGUGCCCCAGCUGAUCAGAGCCAAAGUUGGGCUCAGGAUAAAAAACUUAUUCUUCGACUCCUUUCGGGAGUGGAAGCUGUCAACUCAAUUGUUGCCUUGUUGUCUGUGGAUUUUCAUGCCUUGGAGCAGGAUGCGAACAAAGAGCAGCAGCUUAGACACAAACUUGGAGGAGGUGGUGGAGAAAGCAUCUUGGUGUCACAACUUCAGCAUGGUCUGACCUUGGAGUUCGAGCACAGUGAUUCACCUCGUCGGCUUCGUCUUGUGCUUAGUGAAUUAUUGGCAAUUAUGAAUAAGGUUGUGGAGACAAAUGGUGAGUUUUUCUUCAAGUCGUCCGAACUCUUCGAAAGUCCUGUCUAUUUGGAGGAAGCAGCAGAUGUUCUCUGUAUUUUACAAGCAGAACUACCUUCGCUAUUACCCAUAGUGGAUGUGGCUGAAGCUCUGCUACAUGUUAAAAAUGGAGCCUGGUUCCUGUGUCUCCUAGUGGCCAACGUUCCUGACAGCUUUAAUGAAGUUUGUAGAGGUUUGAUUAAGAAUGGUGAACGACAAGAUGAGGAAAGCCUUGGAGGCCGUCGUAGGACAGAGGCGCUUCGACACCUGUGUAAAAUGAACCCUUCCCAGGCCCUGAGGAUCCGAGGCAUGGUGGUGGAAGAGUGCCAUCUACCAGGCCUUGGUGUGGCUUUGACACUGGAUCACACAAAGAAUGAAUCUUCGGAUGAUGGAGUAAGUGACCUGGUAUGUUUUGUGAGUGGAUUACUUCUUGGAACAAAUGCAAAAGUUCGGACGUGGUUUGGGACUUUUAUCCGAAAUGGACAACAGCGAAAAAAGGAGAAUGUCAGUUCUGUGCUUUGGCAAAUGAGAAGGCAAUUGCUCCUGGAAUUAAUGGGGAUCCUUCCCACUGUGCGCAGCACACACAUUGUAGAAGAAGCAGAUGCUGACAUGGAACCAAAUGUAUCUGUGUAUUCUGGAUUGAAAGAAGAGCAUGUUGUGAAAGCCAGCGCGUUGUUACGUCUCUAUUGUGCUUUGAUGGGGAUCGCUGGUCUGAAACCAACGGAUGAGGAAGCUGAACAGUUACUUCAACUAAUGACGAGUCGUCCUCCUGCGACUCCAGCUGGUGUUCGUUUUGUAUCGCUCUCGUUCUGCAUGCUCCUGGCUUUCUCCACCCUUGUCAGUACCCCAGAACAGGAGCAGCUGAUGGUAAUGUGGCUGAGUUGGAUGAUAAAAGAAGAAGCCUACUUUGAAAGCAUUUCUGGGGUUUCUGCUUCCUUUGGAGAGAUGCUCUUACUGGUUGCCAUGUAUUUCCACAGCAAUCAGCUCAGCGCAAUCAUUGAUUUGGUCUGUUCUACUCUGGGAAUGAAGAUUGUUAUUAAGCCCAGUUCACUGAGCAGAAUGAAGACCAUCUUUACGCAGGAGAUUUUCACUGAACAGGUUGUCACAGCCCAUGCAGUUCGUGUGCCUGUAACAGGAAAUCUGAGUGCCAACAUCACUGGGUUUUUGCCCAUUCACUGUAUCUACCAGCUUCUAAGGAGCCGGUCAUUCACCAAACACAAAGUGUCCAUAAAGGACUGGAUUUAUAGACAGCUGUGUGAAACCACCACACCACUUCAUCCUCAGUUACUUCCUCUUAUUGAUGUCUACAUUAACUCUAUUCUUACUCCCGCUUCUAAAUCUAACCCAGAGGCCACAAAUCAGCCAGUCACAGAACAGGAAAUCUUGAAUGUUUUUCAAGGACUCACUGGGGGAGAAAAUGCUCGUGUUAAUCAGCGUUACAGUAUCACAGCCCAGCUGCUUGUCCUCUAUUAUGUCCUCUCUUAUGAAGAGGCCCUCCUGGCUAACACAAAGACAUUAGCUGCCAUGCAAAAAAAGCCCAAGUCUUACUCUUCAGCACUGAUGGAUCAGAUUCCAAUCAAGUACCUUAUCCGGCAGGCACAAGGACUACAGCAGGAACUGGGAGGCUUGCAUUCUGCGUUGCUGCGCCUCCUUGCUACUAACUACCCACACUUGUGUAUUGUGGACGAUUGGAUCUGUGAGGAGCAAAUCACGGGUACUGAUGCCUUGCUGCGACGGAUGCUUCUUACCAACACUGCCAAAAACCAUUCUUCCAAACAACUCCAAGAAGCAUUUUCCAUGCUCCCAGGAAAUCACACCCAGGUGAUGCAGAUUCUAGAAAACUUAACACUACUAUCUGCUGGUGAGCUGAUUCCCUAUGCAGAGGUAUUGACAGCAAAUAUGAACCAACUGCUGAAUACUGGAGUCCCACGGAGAAUUCUUCAGACAGUCAAUAAGCUUUGGAUGGUCCUUAACACUGUGAUGCCUAGAAGGUUGUGGGUGAUGACUGUUAACGCGUUGCAGCCUUCCGUAAAGAUAGUCCGACAGCAAAAGUACACUCAGAAUGAUCUGAUGAUUGACCCUCUGAUUGUACUGAGAUGUGAUCAGAGAGUUCAUAGGUGUCCUCCUCUGAUGGAUAUUACUCUGCACAUGCUGAAUGGAUAUCUUCUGGCUUCAAAAGCCUACCUUAGUUCCCACCUAAAGGAAACGGCUGAGCAGGACAUUAGGCCAUCCCAAAAUAUGAUGGGCCCAGAGGCCCCAGAAGUUACAAGAGAGGAACUGAAAAAUGCAUUGCUUGCUGCCCAGGACAGUGCUGCUGUGCAGAUCCUUUUAGAGAUUUGCUUACCUACAGAAGAGGAGAAAGCUCAGGGUUGCAACUCUCACAGCCUGCUAAAGAAUAUUCAAAGUGCUGCUGCCAUUGGACCUCAGAGUAAGGGUUUAGAAGAGGAAGAAGAUAGCCUUUUGUGUAAUCUUCGAGAAGUGCAAUGUCUCAUCUGCUGCCUACUGCAUCAAAUGUACAUUGCAGAUCCCAACAUUGUUAAACUAGUUCACUUCCAGGGUUAUCCAUGUGAACUUCUGUCACUGACAGUGGCAGGUAUUCCUUCCAUGCAUAUCUGUCUGGAUUUCAUACCAGAGCUCAUUGCUCAACCUGAACUCGAAAAACAGAUAUUUGCCAUCCAGCUGCUUUCAUAUUUGUGUAUCCAGUAUGCAUUACCUAAAUCUCUCAGUGUGGCUCGCUUAGCUAUCAAUGUCAUGGGAACACUGCUAACAGUUUUAACCCAGACAAAGCGCUAUGCUUUCUUCAUGCCGACCCUGCCUUGUUUGGUCUCCUUCUGCCAAGCCUUUCCUCCGCUGUAUGAUGAUAUUAUGUCUCUGCUGAUACAGAUAGGACAAGUUUGUGCCUCUGAUGUUGCUACACAGACAAGAGACUUUGAUCCAAUUAUUACACGUCUCCAGCAACUAAAGGAGAAACCAAAUGAAGAAUCAGGACUUUGUAAAGACUCAUUUUAUAAGAGUGGACUAAAGAACAUAGGAAGCAUGGACCCUGAUGUUCAGUUAUGCCAGUGUAUUGAAAGGACCAUCAUUGAAAUAAUUAACAUGAGUGUUAGUGGAGUUUAGGAAAAACAGAAAUGAAGUUGGACUACAGCAAGUAUGAUGUACAGUUUCUAAUUUUGGUAACAACUGCCAAAGUGGAAUUAGGAAUUGGAUUGGAACCAGUAGUAUCUUUCACUUGUUGGAUUCUACACAAAGUUGUGGACUGAUCCUGUCCAAAGAGGAGAAUUCUUAAGGAGAUCUGCACUGCUUUCCUUUGAAAGCCUGUCUGCCUCAAGUGAUGUUCCUAAAUGAAGACCUUUCUAGUGGAGUUAGGUUGUGAAUACCCGCAAUGUUUUCAUAUAACACCCUUUUAAAAAGCAGCCUGUGAAGUAAGCCUAACGUUUGUCUUAACGUGUUGAGCCUUCCCAUCUUGCAGAGACAUGGUGGGCAAGAGAAAAACGUGCAGGGAAAAUUGGGAUUGAAAAGCAAUAACCCAAACAGACAGUUGCAACAGUGUCUUGCAAAGCAAGAUGCAAUAAACUCCCUAAAGAACAGCAUGGAGAAGACUGGAAAAACCACUCUAAAUUGCUUCUGCAGUUUCAUGAAGUCCUAGACAAAGACUAAAAAUCAUUUUACUCACUUUUCAAACCACUGCACAAGGUUUGAGUUGAUGAGAUCAGCAACUCUCAAAAUAUUAAGGCAUUCAUUUGCAAAUGAGUCGGCUUUUAAAAAAUUGUACAAACAAGUUUGGGAUGACUGAAAGUCUUGAAAUUGGUCAAAAAGUUUCAACAAAUGUUAAUACUGCAAAAGCACAUUCUUUUAAAAGAACUUUAUUUUUAUAAUGCUGCUCAAUUAUCUUUAGUAUUUUUUUUUAAUAUUGCUUACUUUAACAAACAUGAGAGGAGCCUAAAGCACUAAAUGCAAAAGAUCUCUUGAUUUAUCAUCUGGAUAGGAUUUAAAAAUCAGUGGUCUUGAGGCCAAAGUGAUAAACGCUAAAUUGCCUUGUGAUGAAUGGCAGAUUUUAGCCAUAGCAAAGUGAUUCUAAGAAAAGAGGCAUGUGGUGGAGCGGUGUGCAGUUUGGUGAAUUAAAAGGAUCAAACCGUCACACACCCAGAACUUUUGAAAGUAGUGAGUAGUUACUGCAUGAAAGAAAACUGCAGGAUAAAGCAUGCGUUUGCUUGCAUUGUGCCUGCUACACCCUUCUGCAGCCAUGCACAAGCUCUUUUGGUGUAGCAGGAUGACAGUCUCUACUAAAGCCAUAAAUAGAGGAAAGUAAAUGGCUUUGUUGUGUGAGGUAAGUGUAGUACUUCUAGCAGGCAUUUUGCUAUUAAACUGUACCAUUUUAAGAGGAUCUUCUGUUGUAUUAAAAUGACAGCAUCCAUGGUCUUUCUAAAAGAAAAAAAGUAAAAUAUUCUGUUUGAUUAAACCUAUUUUUAAUCCCCUGAAGAAAUGACCUGAUUCUCUUAAAAACAGCGGCCUUCACUUCUGUGUAGCUUGUCCUUCAAAGGUAUCAGACCAGAGUGCAGAAAAGCUAAUACUGAAAUUGCAAAACCAAAUGUACAAUACAUAUUCCAGUACUAUCUCCGUAUUGAUUGGUCAAAGCCUCCAAUAACCAUGUGUUAAUACACUUUUAGUAGGAAGGUGGUGUGCUUUUUGCCAUAUGUAUUGAUGUAAAGUAUGUAAAUAAGUUAAAUUUUAUUUGUUUUUCUCAAGAUUGUAAUAUUUUAUAUGCUGUAGUGACAUUUUAAGAGAAACCUAAUGUACAUAUAUUUUUUGGAUGGAUUCAUAAACUGCUUCAGAUGGA
Molecule: messenger RNA, 5608 nt
Organism: Chrysemys picta bellii (western painted turtle)
Lineage: Eukaryota; Metazoa; Chordata; Testudines; Emydidae
Gene: INTS2
Product: integrator complex subunit 2
Biological process (GO): snRNA 3'-end processing
Cellular component (GO): integrator complex
Source: RefSeq, a predicted model, not a curated record